Messenger RNA from Phragmites australis (common reed), 552 nucleotides. RefSeq lists its product as uncharacterized. NCBI's taxonomy places the organism in Eukaryota, Viridiplantae, Streptophyta, Magnoliopsida, Poales, Poaceae. The transcript has a single exon. The coding region runs from base 81 to 359 and encodes 92 amino acids. The record is from RefSeq and is a predicted model, not a curated record.
CUAGCAUCCAGCACUCAAAUCUCACACAAUUCACAAGCACUUCAGGACACAUACACUACACGAAACCAACAAGCAUCACCAUGGCUCACUGCCACGAGGUGGACUGCUGCUCAGAGGAGGUGAGGUCAGUGGCCAGCCCGGCCGGCUUCGGCCGCCACGGCGGAGUCCAGCAGCACGUCGUCAGGGAAACGUUCGAGGAGGUUGACAAGGUUUCGCGCACCGGCGGCAUGGGCCACCACCACCACGGCCACCACGGCCAUGGCUCCAUCGAGGUGCGCGAGACCGUCCAGGAGGACUUCAACACGUGCACUGGCGAGUACCACGAGCGCAAGGAGACCGUCGUCGUCAGGGCUGACUGAUCAGCUGCAUGCGGGCUCGAUCGUAAUCGUUCGCGCGUGCGUUCCAUAUGUAUGUAUAAGUUUGUGUGCAAGGUCACACCGUAUCGUAUCCGUAUGUAUAUGUGUGUGUACUUGGCUGGCGUGCAUGCACGCAGCUUCUGUACCAACUACCAAAAUAAGCUCGUGACCUGAAUAAAGCUUCUCCAUGGAUCUA